This is a messenger RNA of Oryzias melastigma (Indian medaka), 990 nucleotides long. Its product is annotated as trace amine-associated receptor 13c-like. Bases 1 to 990 code for a protein of 329 amino acids. Gene Ontology annotation, cellular component: membrane. Gene Ontology annotation, biological process: G protein-coupled receptor signaling pathway. Gene Ontology annotation, molecular function: trace-amine receptor activity. The record is from RefSeq and is a predicted model, not a curated record. Lineage: Eukaryota; Metazoa; Chordata; Actinopteri; Beloniformes; Adrianichthyidae. The transcript has 2 exons.
AUGGAGAUUAAAGAUGAAGUUGAGUUCUGCUUUCCACAGCUCCUUAACGUGUCUUGCAGGAAGCCAAGACUUCAUUUGACCAAAGCUUUCUUUCUUGACACCGUUCUGUCCAUCAUUUCUAUUAUCACUGUAGUUCUGAACCUGCUUGUCAUCAUUGCAGUCUCCCACUUUAGGCAGCUCCACUCUCCCACUAACAUCAUCCUCCUCUCUCUGGCUGUCUCAGAUUUUCUCGUGGGGCUUCUGUUGUUGCCAUUAGAAAUUUACAGAAACACAUCUUGCUGGUUUCUUGGGGAAAUCAUGUGUGCUGUUUAUUAUCAUCUUGCCUGUUGCAUUCCAUUUGUAUCAAUUGGUAACAUUGUUCUUAUAUCAGUUGACCGUUAUGUGGCCAUUUGUCACCCUCUGCAUUAUCCCACCAGAAUCACUACAGUGAGGGUCAAAACGUGUGUUUGUCUGUGUUGGCUCUGGUAUGGUCUGUACAGCAUAUUAUAUAUCAAGGAUCAAAUCAUUCAUCUUAUUGAACCUGGUGAUAAUGUUGGAUGUCUUGGACAAUGUUUCAUCAUUUUUAAUUAUACUAUAGGAGUGGUUGAUCUCAUUUUGACUUUUGUUCUUCCAGUAACAGCCAUAGUUGUUCUGUACAUGAAGGUGUUUGUGGUGGCUGUGAUUCAAGCUCGUUCUAUGCGUUCUCAUGUUACAUUUGUCUCUGUUCAACAUCCAGUUAAAGCAAAAGCAAAGAAAUCAGAGCUGAAAGCAGCCAGAACUCUUGGUAUUCUUGUAGUUACAUAUUUGUCAUGUUUCUGCCCGGCAUUUUGUUCUGUUCUCUUAGAAAUUGAUCUUUUCUCUGCAUAUAUGCUUUUUGCUCUGUUUUAUUUCAAUUCCUGUGUGAACCCAGUGAUUUACACUUUAUUUUACCCUUGGUUUAGAAAAGCUAUAAAAAUCAUCAUCACUCUGCAGAUACUGAAGCCCGACUCCCGUGAGACAAACAUGUUGUAG